This is a messenger RNA of Mesorhabditis spiculigera, 1026 nucleotides long. NCBI's taxonomy places the organism in Eukaryota, Metazoa, Nematoda, Chromadorea, Rhabditida, Rhabditidae. The record is from the annotation of a GenBank genome assembly.
AUGAUUCGCGUGGCAGCCAAAAUGUUGGACACUGCGAUACUGUGCUAUGAUGAUUUUCCGUUCUUUCUGGCCGGCGUGGUGCCAGACGUAUCAAGCUGUACGCAGGCUUGGUCCACCUGCGCCGACUUUCAACAAUUCCAAUUUCAAUGCACCUGGAAUAUUGUUGCCUCCGAAAUUGAACUAAAAUACCGUGCAGACGUAAAAAUAGCAGGGGACUAUUUUGCGCUCUCGGUCCGUGUGAGCGAGUGGAUUGAAGAUAGCCCCCGAUAUCUGUUGUUUUCCGUUUGGCCGGACGGCGACAGGUCUUGCGUCCAACAAGACUACGAAAUCCUCCUCGAGCCAUCCGCAUCGUUGACCUGCGUCACGAAAUUCGAUCCCGCAACCUACACCACCAUGGUUCCGGAAAAUUACUUCCUUACGCUGAGUGAUGUGGCGGCCGUCGCAGAUGGGGCUCUGUUGGAGAUCUAUGCCGGCGCAUUCCCUAGUCACGACCGCAACUCCUAUAUUGGGAGCACAUAUUUCGCUGCCGUCGUCACUUUCGUCAACCGAGAUCCAGAGAAAAUUAUUCGCAUCACCCCUCAAAUGGGCCGCAUCGCGAAGGAUAAAAUUGUAAUUACGCCAAAUUCGAAUGCGCCAACGUUUUUGAGCAGCCUCAAAUAUCCGUGGAUUUUUGAGGAGGAUCUGGAACUUUUCGCAGAGACGGUCAUCACCGUAAAUUAUAAUCAAAUUACGUGUACCAAACUGACGAUUGAUGGUGUGGAUGGUGGGACGUUCGAAAUAGGUCUUACGAAGGAUAACGUACAUAUCAAUUCCCGUAAGAAUUACACCUCGACGAGCGCUGGGACGUCCAACCCCCUAACCGAAAACGUAAAACUGCUUAAAUUCACGCCAUCGAAAAAUCACGCUGUCGGUGGCUUCCGCAUCGUGCUAUAUGGAGAUAUUAUCGCGUAUGGAGACCUCACCACCCCAAAAAUUAGCCCCGACGUGCCGAACUUUUUGCUGAAUUUGGUCAAUAUCUUCGGUAAC